Messenger RNA from Acomys russatus (golden spiny mouse), 1497 nucleotides. It is a transcript of the gene Exo5, whose product is annotated as exonuclease 5. The record is from RefSeq and is a predicted model, not a curated record. Gene Ontology annotation, molecular function: single-stranded DNA 5'-3' DNA exonuclease activity. Gene Ontology annotation, biological process: interstrand cross-link repair. Bases 247 to 1368 code for a protein of 373 amino acids. The transcript has a single exon. NCBI's taxonomy places the organism in Eukaryota, Metazoa, Chordata, Mammalia, Rodentia, Muridae. Gene Ontology annotation, cellular component: nucleus.
CAGUACUAAUUAGUCAUAAACAGAUUGGCUUCCCAGGGCUAGGGCUGUGGUUCAUCAGUAGAGCACUUGCCUAGCACACGGAAGGCUCUAGAUUAGGUUCUCAAUACUGAAAUGAAUGAAUCAGUCAGUCAGUCAGUCAGUCAGCCAAUAUCAUGAUUCUUUUUGUCUCACAGGAAUUUGCGAGCCUUUGACGACAUUUGAUCUGUUGUUGUGUGUGUCCCUCUUUGUUCAAACUAGAGCUGUGCCAUGGCUGAGACUGGGGAAGAGGAGGCGGCAUCAGCAGAAGCCUCGGGGUUCUCGGACUUGAGUGACUCGGAGUUGGUGGAGUUUCUGGACCUGGAGGACGCCAAAGAAUCAUCCGUUUCACUUAACGAGCCUGGCCCUUCUUCCGAGCUUCCUGGGAAGGAUGGCCAACCCAUAAGCUUGCAAAACUGGAAAAAGGGAUUGGAGGUCUUGUCACCCAUGGAGAGAUUCCACUUGAAAUAUUUAUAUGUCACUGACCUGUGUACUCAGAACUGGUGUGAACUGCAGAUGGUGUAUGGGAAGGAACUUCCUGGUCCUUUGACGCCUGAGAAGGCGGCUGUUUUGGACACUGGUGCUAGCAUCCACUUAGCAAAAGAACUGGAACUUCAUGACCUUGUGACUGUCCCCAUCACCACUAAAGAAGAUGCUUGGGCAAUUAAGUUUUUGAACAUACUAUCAAUGAUCCCCACCCUGCAGUCAGAAGGGCGCAUCCGAGAGUUUCCAGUGUUUGGGGAAGUGGAGGGAGUAUUUCUUGUUGGAGUGAUUGAUGAGCUGCACUACACAUCCAAGGGGGAACUCGAGCUGGCUGAACUCAAGACACGGAGGCGCCCUGUGCUCCCCCUGUCAGCCCAGAAAAAGAAAGACUGUUUUCAAGUUUGCCUAUACAAAUAUAUUUUUGAUGCCAUGGUACAAGGGAAAGUGACUCCUGCUAGCCUAAUCCACCACACAAAACUGUGUAUGGAGAAGCCCCUGGGGCCUUCAGUGCUGAGGCAUGCCGGGCAAGGCGGCAUCUCUGUGAAAUCUUUGGGUGACCUCAUGGAACUGGUUUUCUUGUCUCUUACACUGUCUGAUCUCCCAGCUAUUGACACCCUAAAACUUGAAUAUAUCCAUCAAGAGACUGCCACUGCAUUGGGCACAGAGAUUGUACCCUUUGAAGAGCAAGAAGUGAAAAGCAAGGUGCAGCAUUAUGUGGCCUACUGGAUGGGCCACCGAGAUCCCCAAGGCGUUGAUGUGGAAGAGGCAUGGAAGUGUCGGUCCUGUGACUACGCAGCCGUCUGUGAGUGGAGGAGGGGCGGUGGAGUGCUCAGCUCUUCGUUGGAGCCCAAAGCCAAGAAGUUGAAAUGAAUGAAAGAAAUGUUGGGCAUUUCUGUUCUUAAUAUAGCUGUGUAAGAGGGCCAGGCUCUCAGGUUGGCUUUUGUGGAUAGUGUUUUUUAUUUUUAUGUCUAAACCUUUAAUAACAUUCCAGCCCAGGGC